Molecule: messenger RNA, 3607 nt
Organism: Podarcis raffonei (Aeolian wall lizard)
Lineage: Eukaryota; Metazoa; Chordata; Lepidosauria; Squamata; Lacertidae
Product: ADAMTS-like protein 2
Exons: 18
Coding region: 250-3237 (995 amino acids)
Biological process (GO): extracellular matrix organization
Cellular component (GO): extracellular matrix
Molecular function (GO): metalloendopeptidase activity
Source: RefSeq, a predicted model, not a curated record
UCCUUCCGCCCCCCUGGCUGCCGCGGCUUCGGGUGGCUCUCAGGUCGCCUUGUCAAUCACGGCCGCCCAGGAGCCGCCGGGUUGCGCGCCGCGCUCUCGCCGCCGCCCGACAGGUUGGAAAGCCAUUAAUUACUCGCUCGGCCAUGCAGGUUUGCGCGCAGGCGGCUCCUCUCGCCGCCGCCGGGGCUUUGCUGCUGCCGCCGCCGCCGCCGCCUCCUGGCUGUCCAUGGAGCUCUAGCAGCGCGCACGAUGGCCGCGCCUCCCGCCUGCUCUGCCCGCCGGCUCCUCGCCGCGCCCUUGCUGCUUCUGCUGCUGGCCGGCGCCCUGGGCGCUAAGGACAGUAGGGAUGCACCAGAAGGAGCCGGUACCUGGAACGAAGAGGUCACCAAGUGGUGGGGCGAAUGGGGCUCCUGGUCGACCUGCUCGCGCACCUGCGGAGGGGGGGUGAUGUCCCGCGAGAGGCACUGCUUACGGCAGAGGCUGCAAGUUUCUCAGGGGACAAAUAGUAGCAUGUGCCUGGGUCAGUCCAAGCACUACCAACUGUGCCAGCAGCAGCUUUGUCCUGCCAACACCGCCAGCUUCAAGCAGUACCAGUGCGCCAGUUUCAACGCCAAGGCCUUUGGAAAGCAGCACUAUCAGUGGAUGCCACUCUACCCAGAUGAUUACACCAGCAUCUCUAACAAGCCAUGCGAUCUCCAGUGCACCACCAGGAACGGAGAGAGGCAGCUGAUGGCGCGAGCCCAGGAUGGCACGUCGUGCAAGGACAGGGCCUACCAAGGGGUCUGCAUCAGUGGGAAGUGUGAGCCAAUCGGGUGUGAUGGCAGCCUCUACUCUUCCCAGGUGAUGGAUCGGUGUCAAGUAUGCGGAGGGGAUGGAACUACUUGCUACCGCGUCUCGGGUAGCUUCCGAAAGGGGAUCUCGCAUUUAGGCUAUGUGUUCAUCACCAACAUCCCCGCUGGUGCUACAGACAUCCUCAUUAUAGAGCGAAGGAAAACAGAGAACAUCCUAGCGCUAGCGGACGAAACUGGGCGCUUCUUCUUCAAUGGGAAUUCGGCUAUCGACAACCCACAGAACUUCCGAGUAGCUGGCACUGUGUUCAAAUACCGCCGGCCUUCCAGCCUGCACUCAGAUGGCCUCGAGUACAUUAUUGCACAGGGGCCCACCAACCAGUCUCUCAACGCCAUGUACUAUAACUUCAAUGGGAAAGUCCCCCAUGUGACAUACGACUACACAGUGCCCAGGGUGCUGUCGCCGGCUCUUCAAACCGUUUCCCCCGCCAUCAAGAUGCCAACGCUGUACCUUCACUUGCCGGAGCCCAGCCACAAUCGCCAGGACGCCGUCCCGCCCGUUUCCCAAGAUUUCAACGCCACUUGGUUAUCUCUCGCGCCGGAUGAUGUAGGGGAACCUUUCCCACGGGGGGAGGAGCACGGAGGGGUGGCCUUCAAAAGCCAGGGCUUCUUCCCAUUUAACUCAACUGCGCAAGGCAAGGACUGGGGCUGGAAGCAUGGGGCAGAGGAUGAAAAGUUUGGUUUCCAAGUCCAACGUGUCUACCACACCAACGGAGCAGGUGAUGACGAAAAGAUAGAAACAGAUCUGGCCCUCAGACUCAACCACCUCACAAUCAGCACAGCGAUUCCCCACGGUGCAGCGAGGCCUGAGCUCCAGGAGGCGAGCAGGAUGGGGCCAUCCAGGCUACGUCUCUUCAGGAAACUGUGUCUCCAGGACCCCCAGAACGCUGCUUUUUGCAGGGAAUUGCAUUACCUAGCGAUCAAGCUGGGGAGGAAGAACUCGACAGUGGGCUUUUGGGGCGAACCUUUGGUCGAGUGGUCCGAAGGGCUGCACAAGCCACCUGCAAAAAAGAACUUUCUGGAGGAUGCGAAUGCGGAAGCGCAUGCGGUGGACGGCGCAGCGAACGAUACGGUUGUGGCGAUGCCAUCCAAGCCUAGUUCCAGCACCAGCGUUCAGGCCGGUUUGGGGAGCAAACUCCUGUCAGAACCUCUUCAGGCUCCUGGCACUGAAAGCAACGACUUUGAGCUGAAUCCCCUCAGCCACGACGACAUCAGCCUGGCUGACAUGUAUCGCUGGAAGGUAUCGGCCUACGCCCCUUGCAGCACAACGUGCACGUCAGGGAUCAGCAGCUCCUACGCCAUGUGCGUCCGCUAUGACGGCGUGGAAGUGGAAGAAGCGUAUUGUGACGCCCUGACGCGCCCUGAGCCCACCCAUGAGUUUUGCACAGGCAGAGACUGCCAGCCUAGGUGGGAGACCAGCCGGUGGAGCGAGUGUUCCAGGACCUGCAGCGAAGGCUAUCAGUACCGAACGGUGCGCUGCUGGAAGAUGCUGGCUCCCGGCUUUGACAGCUCCGUUUACGAUGACAUGUGCGAGUCGGCAGGGCUAGCCAGGCCCAUGGAGCGGAAAUCUUGCAAGAACAAACCUUGUGGACCACAGUGGGAGCUGUCAGAGUGGUCUGAGUGUUCUGCUCGAUGCGGUGGCCCGGGGACAAUGAAGAGGGAGGUGCGCUGCUCUGUAGAGCCCAAUCUGUGCAGUGAGUCAUUGAGGCCUGUCGGGGAGCGGCAAUGCUCAGCCCCCCCCUGCGACUGGCACUGGACUGCCUCUGACUGGGGGCCGUGCUCAGGUUUGUGUGGCGAGGGACGAAUGAUCCGCUUUGUCACGUGCCGCAAUUUGGAGGGGAAGGUGAUUUCUGACUCCCUGUGCAAUCCCAACACCAAGCCUCUAGCAAUCUAUCCCUGUGGAGAUAAGAACUGCCCUGCGCAUUGGGUUAAGCAGGAAUGGGACCAGUGCAAUGCGACAUGUGGCCGAGGCGUAAAGAUGCGGACAGUGCUGUGUGUGGGGCUGGAAAAUGGACUGUACAAGGAGUACCCCGAGAAGCGCUGUGAUGCUCUCCCCAAGCCAGAAGUGCAGGCGUCUUGCUUCAAGAGACCCUGUUCCACCUGGUUCUCCACCUCUUGGUCCCAGUGCAGCAAGACCUGUGGCACAGGCCUGCGUUUUCGUGAGGUGAAAUGCUACCAAGGAGAAGUCCUGGGGCAAGGCUGUGAGUCAGCUUCGAAGCCUGAAGCCAAGCAGACAUGCCAGCUCCAGUUGUGUCCCACAGAUGCCCCAGAUGAAGACUGUGAAGACAAAACGACAGCUAACUGUGUUCUGGUCCUAAAAGUGAAGCUCUGCUCACACUGGUACUACAGGAAGGCUUGCUGUAGAUCUUGCAGGAGCAAGUCCCCCUGAUUCCACAUCUGGCUGUUGUAACUUCCCUGCCCAGAACAAGGAGCAAAAUGUCCUUAAGCACCAGAAGACUUUACUGAAAUCUGCAUUCUAGACCGGAAGCCAUGGUUCCUGACUUGCAACAACUUUAGAGAACAUCCUAGCCAGCUAGCAAGUAUUUUUUUUUUUAUGUAGCAGUCAAAAGGACCCUGUUUACACAGCCUUUCAAAAAAAGACAUCAGGUCUCUAGAUACCACAGUACCAACAUGUAACUAUCAGAUUUCAGAGUGCCCCUCGCAGGUACUUCAUCAUGCUACGUGAAAUGCUAAAAUCCUUGACCUCCCCCAUAUUGUGGAACACCUGGGGCUUAAUAAACUGCCACCCCUUCCUAUUC